GGCGGAGCGAGUCCAAAAUGGCGGCUCUCAGGCUGGCGCGCUCCGUGCUGCUGAGGCUUUGAGGUGGUCGCUCGGGGCCGGAGGGGGACGAUUUCCCCGCCGCGGGGCCCCCAGAGAAUGAAUCGGGGGCUCUGCUGAAGCGAGACGGCAGGGCUGGAGAGCAGUGGCAGCAAAGGGCUGCGGUGGCGUCCACGCAGCGGGAUGUGCGAGAGUUACUCCAGGUCGUUGUUGAGGGUCUCGGUGGCGCAGAUCUGCCAGGCUCUGGGCUGGGACUCGGUGCAGCUCAGCGCCUGCCACCUUCUCACCGACGUCCUGCAGCGCUAUCUGCAGCAGCUGGGCCGGGGCUGCCAUCGGUACUCUGAACUCUAUGGCCGAACAGACCCCAUUUUGGAUGAUGUUGGUGAAGCCUUCCAACUUAUGGGGGUUAAUCUGCACGAACUAGAAGACUAUAUUCAUAAUAUUGAACCUGUCACUUUCCCACAUCAAAUUCCUUCUUUUCCUGUUAGCAAGAACAGUGUCCUUCAGUUUCCUCAGCCAGGAAGUAAAGAUGCAGAGGAAAGAAAAGACUACAUUCCGGAUUACCUGCCCCCCAUUGUGUCUUCUCAAGAAGAGGAGGAAGAGGAGCAGGUGCCCACUGAUGGGGGCACCUCAGCAGAAGCUAUGCAGGUGCCCUUGGAAGAAGACGAUGAAUUGGAGGAGGAGGAAGUCAUCAAUGAUGAGAACUUCUUGGGUAAGAGGCCACUGGACAGUCCUGAAGUGGAAGAAAUGCCCUCCAUGAAGCGCCCACGACUCCUGAACUCUAAAGGGGACUCCCUAGAUGUUGUGUUGUUAGAAGCACGAGAACCUCUCAGCUCAAUAAAUCCACAGAAGAUCCCACCAAUGCUUUCUCCUGUGCAUGUCCAGGACAGUACGGAUCUGGCCCCUCCAUCCCCAGAGCCCCCCAUGCUGGCUCCAUUUGCAAAGUCACAACUACCAAUUGCAAAGCCAUUAGAAACAAAACCAUUUACACCGAAAACAAAGACUAAAGCUAGCUCUCCCGGUCAGAAAACUAAAUCACCCAAGGCUACCCUAUCACCAGCAAGGCUUGGAAGUCCUAUUCGGUCACCAAAAACCAUCCCCAAAGAAAAGAAAUCACCUGGACGUUCUAAGAGCCCCAAGAGUCCUAAGAGCCCCAAGCUUGUAACCCAUGCUCCCCAACCCCCUGUCAGACCUGAAACACCAAAUAGGACCCCUUCAGCUAUGGUGGUUGAAAAAACUGUUAAGGAGACUAUCCCAGUGAAACCAACACAGAUGCCCCCGGAAACUGGGAAACUGAACAUUGAAAUGCAGCUGAAAAAAGGUGUUGUGACAGACAAAACCAUCGAUGACUCCAUCGAUGCUGUGAUUGCACGAGCCUGUGCAGAGCGGGAGCCAGACCCUUUCGAGUUUUCUUCCGGAUCAGAAUCCGAAGGAGACACUUUUACGAGUCCUAAGAGGAUUUCAGCGUCAGAGUGCACCACUCCGAAAGCUUCCACUUCCUCCAAUAACUUUACUAAGUCCCUCGCUACUCCUCUGCCUCUCUCUGGCGGAACCUCCAGUUCGGAUAACUCGUGGACAAUGGAUGCCUCUAUUGAUGAGGUGGUACGGAAGGCAAAGCUGGGAGCCCCUUCCAACAUGCCUCCCACCUUCCCCUAUAUCUCGUCUCCCUCCAUUUCUCCUCCUACUCCUGAACCUCUGCACAAGGGGUAUGAGGAGAAAGCCAAGCCGCCGCCUUCCGUGGAUGUGAAGAAGAAGCUGAAAAAAGAACUGAAGACUAAGUUGAAAAAGAAAGAAAAGCAGCGAGACAGAGAGAGGGAGAGAGAGAGAAACAAAGAAAAAAGCAAAGAGAAGGAUAAAGUGAGAGAGAGGGAGAAGGAAGCUGGAAAGGAGGUUAAGUACCCAUGGAAGGAGUUGAUGAAAGACGAAGAGUCCGAUCCCUAUAAGUUUAAAAUCAAAGAAUUUGAAGACAUUGAUGCGAAAGUGCGAUUGAAAGAUGGGAUCGUGAGGAAAGAGCGAGAGAAGCAUAAGGACAAGAAGAAAGACCGAGAAAGAAGCAAGCGGGAGAAAGAUAAGCGAGAAAGGGAAAGGCUUAAAGAAAAAAGCAGAGAAGACAAGAUAAAGGCCCCUCCAACGCAGCUGGUGUUGCCCCCAAAAGAAAUGGCACUGCCUCUGUUCAGCCCUGCAGCAGUGAGGGUCCCGGCCAUGCUGCCGGCCUUCUCGCCAAUGCUCCCGGAAAAACUGUUUGAGGAAAAAGAGAAGCCCAAGGAGAAAGAAAGGAAAAAGGACAAAAAGGAGAAGAAGAAGAAGAAAGAGAAGGAGAAGGAAAAGGAGAAGAAAGAGAAGGAGAGGGAGAAGGAGAAAAGGGAGCGAGAGAAGAGAGAGAAAGAAAAGGAGAGACACAAGCAUGAAAAAAUAAAAGUGGAGCCCGUCAUCCCAGCCCCAAGUCCAGUUAUCCCCAGGUUGACUCUUCGAGUUGGCGCUGGCCAGGACAAGAUUGUCAUCAGCAAGGUGGUGCCAGCCCCGGAGGCUAAGCCCGCUCCUUCUCUGAACAGACCUAAAACCCCGCCUCCAGCCCCUGUCCCUAUUCCUGUCCGAGUGAGCCCUACUCCGCUGCCGCCACCACUCCUCGCCCAGGCUGCGGUGUGCCCUGCCCUGGUGCCAUCCCCAGCCCCUGCCCUCUCUGCAGCAGGGAGCGCCAAAGCCCCAGUGCGGAGCGUCGUGACUGAGACGGUCAGCACUUACGUGAUCCGUGAUGAGUGGGGCAAUCAGAUCUGGAUCUGUCCAGGUUGCAACAAGCCAGAUGACGGCAGCCCAAUGAUUGGCUGUGACGACUGUGACGAUUGGUACCACUGGCCCUGUGUGGGAAUCAUGGCUGCUCCUCCAGAAGAAAUGCAGUGGUUCUGCCCGAAGUGUGCCAACAAGAUAAAGAAAGACAAGAAGCACAAGAGGAGGAAGCACGGGCAUUGGCGUCACGUGGGCACGUCCGCGUGGCGAUUGACGCGUCGCGUGGGCACGACUGCUGCGGGCACCGGGCGCACUUGA
Rattus rattus (black rat) is the source of this 3060-nucleotide messenger RNA. RefSeq names its product TATA-box binding protein associated factor 3 (gene Taf3). The transcript is spliced from 7 exons. Gene Ontology annotation, molecular function: protein heterodimerization activity. The record is from RefSeq and is a predicted model, not a curated record. The coding region runs from base 202 to 3060 and encodes 952 amino acids. Gene Ontology annotation, cellular component: transcription factor TFIID complex. Lineage: Eukaryota; Metazoa; Chordata; Mammalia; Rodentia; Muridae.